CAAAUCCCUUUUAUAUUUACGUAAUACUUAAACUUUCAACGCGUAACCGUUUUUUACGUGGAAAAAUCAAUCUUAACACAUUUUAACUUUGCUAUGAACAACUUAAAUCGUUUGCCAAGGCUUUUAGGCCAAACGAAAAGACAUUGCUUCAGAAAGAUUGUUUAUGCAAGAAAUGCAUCAACAUUGAUUGUUGCCGACCAUGAUAACAAAGCAUUGCUUCCUUCUACACUAAACACCAUCACUGCUGCUAAGAAACUUGGUGGUGAUGUGACGUGCCUUGUGGCUGGUUCCAAGUGUGGACCGGCUGUUGAGGAACUAAGCAAGGUUGGAGGGAUUGGUAAAAUACUUGUUGCUGAAAAUGAGGCAUAUGAAGGCUUUCUUGCAGAGGUUAUGGCACCUUUGAUAUUUGCUUCUCAACAGCAAUUUGGUUUCUCUCAUAUUGCUGGAAGUGCAACAGCUGUUGGCAAGAACAUUUUACCAAGAGUUGCAGCUUUAUUGGAUGUUUCUCCAAUUUCGGAUAUAACUGACAUUCAAUCGGAGGAUACAUUUGUACGGUUGAUCUAUGCUGGAAAUGCUGUGACUACAAUAAAAUCAAAUGACAAGGUCAAAAUAUUCACCGUCAGAGGAACUUCGUUUGAAGCCUCCCCUCUUGAUGGCGGCGAAGCGCAACAGGAAAAUGCUCCAGAGGCUGAUACAGGCAAUCCAUUCUCAGAGUUCAUCAAUCAAGAACUGAGUAAAAGUGACAGACCUGAAUUGACCAGUGCUGGUGUGGUCAUCUCUGGAGGACGAGGAAUGAAGAAUGGCGAAAACUUUGAACUGCUCUAUUCUCUAGCAGACAAACUUGGAGCAGCUGUUGGUGCUUCUCGUGCUGCGGUUGAUGCUGGCUUCGUUCCCAAUGAUAUGCAAAUCGGACAGACUGGAAAAGUAGUUGCUCCUGAAUUAUAUAUAGCAGUGGGCAUUUCUGGCGCUAUACAGCAUCUUGCUGGCAUGAAGGAUAGUAAGGUCAUCGUAGCAAUCAAUAAAGACCCCGAAGCACCUAUAUUCCAAGUCUCUGAUUAUGGUCUAGUUCAAGAUCUCUUUAAAGCUGUUCCCGAAUUAACAGAAAAAUUAUAAAAUAAAUUAAACAUGAACUCGUAUAUAAUAAAACCGUGCAGGAGACAUGUUAGACCAGAUGGGUAAACGUAAUCUUGAAAUGUACAUAACCUUGCAGAACUUUAUCUGACGGAAAAGCUUUGAAACAAGUUUACAUUAAUUACAUGUACGACUUUAUGCUUGUUUGUUUAUGUCGUAUGUACAUCGCGACGUUUUUGAAUAAAACUAAAUAU
Molecule: messenger RNA, 1325 nt
Organism: Dendronephthya gigantea
Lineage: Eukaryota; Metazoa; Cnidaria; Anthozoa; Malacalcyonacea; Nephtheidae
Product: electron transfer flavoprotein subunit alpha, mitochondrial-like
Exons: 13
Coding region: 94-1113 (339 amino acids)
Cellular component (GO): mitochondrion
Molecular function (GO): electron transfer activity; flavin adenine dinucleotide binding
Source: RefSeq, a predicted model, not a curated record